This is a messenger RNA of Adineta ricciae, 381 nucleotides long. Lineage: Eukaryota; Metazoa; Rotifera; Eurotatoria; Adinetida; Adinetidae. The record is from the annotation of a GenBank genome assembly.
AUGACAGCAAGUUCUAUGUUUGAACGUGUCAAUGAUUACAGCUGUUCGUUCCCAUGCGAGAAAACAGCAACAAUAGAUGGGAAAACUUGUUAUAAAUUUUAUCAACUUGAAUUACAACAAUUAUUCAAACAGGACUAUUUUCAACAGAAAUUAGAUGCCAAUUGUUCGAAGGGAAUAAGUCAACGUUCAAGAAUGGAACGUCAACGUGAGAAAACUAAAUUGCAGGCAAGAUUUUCCGACGGUGAGAAGCGAUCAAACAGUUUCUUAUCAAUGAGCAAUCGCGUAUCAAAGGAAACUGUUCCAGUUACUCUUCCCGCAUCGAACAAUUCAACAGAAUCGCGAUCGAAAUAUCUCUUCAAAACCAAACAAUCAUCGCCUUGA